AUGAAUGAUUCUCCUCCAAAAGCAGUCAUAGUAUAUUGCAUUUACUGCAUUGUCUUCAUCCUUAUAUGGUUGUUGCCAUAUUUAACUGAAUGCAUCGGUAUAACUGUUGCAGAUCAUCUACUUGUUCUUCCAAGCAACCAGAAAUUCUUUGGAAGCUUUCCUAAAAAACACGUGGUCGGAUCAAAGCAUUUAUUCUCAAAAUGUCCGCUAAAUCCUGACGAUUUACUCAUAGAUUUCACAAAAAUUCCGAAUUUUGCAUCACACAACUCUCCACCAAGGGAUAUAAUUACGAAUGAACAAACAGUUCGUUAUUCUUCAAUAACUAAUGCCACUUUUCAUCACUUACGGAACUUAUACGUCGGAAGCAAUUUAUUAACUUCGAAUGGCACCCAUAUUUUCAGAAUUGGAAACGAUGGAUCAAGUUCUUACUGGUACCGCGAUCAGCCUGGAAUUGUCAUUGCUAACUACACUCAUGUUUGCGCUAUUGGAAACGUUUUUUCUUUUUAUGGCCAUUUCUUUGUUGACGUUGUUGCACCAUUGAUGUUCAUCCCAGAAGAGUACAGAAACAAAUCAAUCAUCAUUAUCAACAAAUUGAAACCAUACAAAAUUGAAAUUUUGACUCAUUUAGGUUUUGAACGCAAAAGACUUGUAAAUCUUCAACGGAAUAACUGGAUAUACGCAGAGAAUAUAUAUACAUUGACACCGCACCCAAUAUUUCGAUAUCCAGGAAUUACAUACAAAAAUAUUGGAGAAACUUUGAAGAAAGCAUACGGCGUUGAUAAAUAUAAGCUAUGCUUGUAUGUCGUCUCCAACAGAGCACCUUCUGAGAUCAGAAAAAUCAAAGAUUUCUAUUAUUUGGUCACAUGUAUUAGAAAACAAUUUCCAAAUUAUAGAUGGGACAUAAUUCCUGAUAAAUUUAAGUCUUUCAAAGAGGUUGCACUCGUUUACGCCCAGAUAAAGUUGAUUUUCACCAUAACAGGAUCAAAUCUCGUUAGAAUCUUGUUCAUGAACCCAGGAUCUGUUGUGGUUUCGGCACAGCUGAACUUCAAUGACUAUAAUAUGCAGGCAAUGGCCCUGAGCAACGGUGUAAAGUACAUUGCUUAUUUCGAUCCAAGGUAUGACCACACACAUCAUGGUUACUUGGAGUUGGACCAUAAAGACGUGAUGAGAGUAAUAAAGAUCGGAUUAUAUGCUGCUGUAAAUGGCACAAUUCCGAAGAAUUCAACUGAAUAUCCUUAUGUUAAGAUGUGA
This is a messenger RNA of Trichomonas vaginalis G3, 1251 nucleotides long. Its product is annotated as glycosyltransferase family. The record is from RefSeq and is a predicted model, not a curated record. The transcript has a single exon. Gene Ontology annotation, molecular function: glycosyltransferase activity. The coding region runs from base 1 to 1251 and encodes 416 amino acids. NCBI's taxonomy places the organism in Eukaryota, Parabasalia, Trichomonadida, Trichomonadidae.